AAGGAUUGUAAAAACCCGCCUCAGUAUCUCGCUUGUAAAGCUACGCGUAGAAAGGCGGUAGAAAUCUUUUGAGUAUCACAUCAUGAUCAAAGAAUUGAUAGUACUUAGUGCGUUGAUUACGCUAUGCGUUAGUAUUCCCACGAUGGAACUGAAACAAUCCAUUGCGCCUGCUGUGCAGAACAGUCCCAUUGUAAUUUUACCGGAGAGCGAUGAUGCGCAUGAAGAAUUGGAAACUGCAGAAACUGCCCAUCGUGGUCAUCAUCACCACCAUCAUCAUCACCACCACCACGGACAUGGUCACGGCUACGGCUAUGGAGGUUACGGCCCUGCUCAUGGUGGACUUAGAGGAGGAGUUGGUGUAGGAGUUGGAGUUGCAGUUGGCGUAGGAGUCGGUGGAGGUUUUAUUGGUCGGAAAUAAACAUAUAUCCGUGCGUGAUAAUAAAAAAAAA
This is a messenger RNA of Ochlerotatus camptorhynchus, 449 nucleotides long. Its product is annotated as transcription factor Maf-like. NCBI's taxonomy places the organism in Eukaryota, Metazoa, Arthropoda, Insecta, Diptera, Culicidae. Bases 83 to 418 code for a protein of 111 amino acids. The transcript is spliced from 3 exons. The record is from RefSeq and is a predicted model, not a curated record.